Lathyrus oleraceus (garden pea) is the source of this 890-nucleotide messenger RNA. Its product is annotated as protein TIFY 3. NCBI's taxonomy places the organism in Eukaryota, Viridiplantae, Streptophyta, Magnoliopsida, Fabales, Fabaceae. The transcript has 5 exons. Gene Ontology annotation, biological process: regulation of defense response; response to wounding; regulation of jasmonic acid mediated signaling pathway. The record is from RefSeq and is a predicted model, not a curated record. Gene Ontology annotation, cellular component: nucleus. The coding region runs from base 133 to 651 and encodes 172 amino acids.
GAAGAAGGGUCCACCACAACCAUAACACAACCAAUUGGAGCCUCUUACUCUUCAAUGAGUUGCAAGUACAUUUUCACCUUUCAAAUACCUCUCCUUAAUUGUUGAAUUAUCUUCUUGAGUUCAUUCUCAGCCAUGGCUAAUACUGAUAGUCUCAGUAAUCUUGAUAUAAACAGUAUCUGUGAUGAUGGCUCUGUCAGGAAUUUUUCUGCUAACUGGCCAAUGUCAACAUCUGGACAGAAUGCAAAAGGUCAAUUUGCCAUUCUCUAUAAUGGAAGCAUGUGUGUAUAUGAUGGAAUUCCUAGAGAAAAGGUUGAAGAAAUAUUGAUGAUGGCUGCUGCCACUGCCAAGUCUUCUGAAAUGAAAAGUGGAAUUCCAUUCACUUCACUGUUUACCAGUUUUGCCACACCUUCUUCUCCACAAGGAACUUCUAACAAUGUGCCUUCUCCUCCAUCAGUCUGUUUUCCUGCUGCUGACAAGAGUUCCAUUUGCAGGAUGCAAGAAUUUCCAUUAGCACGCAGACAGUCACUUCAAAGUUUUCUUGAGAAGAGAAGGAUGAGGGUACGUGGCAAAGUACCUUAUACCUCUUCAUCAUCAAAAGGAACUAACAACAUUGACAACAACUUCAACACAGCAUUGGUUCCUUCCACUUGAAGACAGAUAUGUUAUGUUAUGUUUUCUACACAAUAUUAUAAGCCUAAUUAAUUUAUUAUUAUUAUUAUUAUUAUUAUUAUUGUUUUUGAACCUUAAUGUGUAUGUUAUACUAUGCUUAAAGUGUUGUUAAUGUGUCUGAACAAUUGAUUAUCAAUUAUGUGUUAUUUCCUUUGUACUCUAUUGGAUGUUAACCACUGAUUCCAACUUACUGAAGAAAAUCUGACACACUUGUUACUCUA